Molecule: messenger RNA, 1489 nt
Organism: Salpingoeca rosetta
Lineage: Eukaryota; Choanoflagellata; Craspedida; Salpingoecidae
Exons: 11
Coding region: 110-1489 (459 amino acids)
Biological process (GO): tRNA processing
Molecular function (GO): tRNA dihydrouridine synthase activity; flavin adenine dinucleotide binding
Source: RefSeq, a predicted model, not a curated record
CGUUGUCUCGUGUGUGUUUGCAUGCAUGCGUGCUGUUCUCGUGUGCAUUUGUUGUGCUUGUGAGUUACAUUCCAACUCCGUGCUGCGAUAACAACACCACCAAACAGCCAUGUCGGCCAAGCCUGGAGGUGCCAAGUUCUUUCACCAUGUGCUCAAGUCUCCAAAGCACAUUGUCGCACCAAUGGUGGACCAGAGCGAGCUGAGCUGGCGCCUGCUGGCUCGCGCGUAUGGCGCACACCUGUGCUAUACACCCAUGCUGCACUCUGGUGUGUUUGUGAGGGACGCCAACUACCGCAAACUGAACUUCACCACGUGCGCCGAGGAUCGCCCCCUCAUCGUCCAGUUUUGUGGCAACGAUCCCGACACGGUUCUGGAGGCAGCUAAGUAUGUGGAGGACAAGUGCGAUGCUGUGGACUUGAACCUCGGAUGCCCCCAGAACAUUGCUCGUCGCGGUCGAUACGGUGCCUUCUUGCAGGAUGAAUGGGAUACCAUCUCUGCCAUUGUGAAGCGUUUGCACGCGGAACUGAGCGUCCCCGUGACGUGCAAGAUUCGCAUCUUUGAUGAUCUGGAUAAGACGCUCGCGUAUGCGCGCAUGCUGGAAGAAAGUGGCUGCCAGCUGCUUACGGUGCACGGGCGAACGCGAGUGCAGAAGGGCCCUCGUUCCGGCCUUGCAAACUGGGAUUACAUCAAAGCCAUCAAGAACGCGGUGAGCAUCCCUGUUGUCGCCAACGGCAACAUCCUGUACACGUCCGACAUUGACAAGUGCAUCGAGUACACGGGGGUGGACGGCGUCAUGUCUUCAGAAACGCACUUGGUGAACCCUGCGGUGUUCUCUGGACAGUACCCGCUGCUGUGGGAGAUGGUUGAUGAGUACAUGGGGCUGGCUCUCAAGCACGGCGAAUCUGUCGCCUGCUGCAAGGCCCACCUCUUCAAGCUCUACCACAAAUGCGUGAACGACUACCCGGACCUGCGGACCGACCUUGCCAAGGCGCGAUCGCACGAUGAUCUGCUUGCCGUCGCCGCCGCCCUCAACGAAAACCUCAGGCGCCGUCGCGAUGAGGAGAUGAAGCAGGGCCUGUGGACAGAGGAGCACGACACGGAGACGGCGGCCCUCCACGCGCUGCCGUCCUGCUCGCCAGACUUUGAGCACCCCCGCAUCCCCGUCUGGCGCUGCCAGCCCCGCCCCCGCAACCACAACUCGGACAAGGCGCUGCUUGAGCGCGAGCCGGGGCCACGUGCGAAGCAGCAGAAGCCGCAAAAGUCUAAGGCAGCGGGCGGCGAGAAGUCGGGACCACGGGCCGCCUCCGACGCUGCCAAUGGUGAUGAUGAUCAUGAUGAUGAUGAUGAAUCCAAUGCUGCAAAGCGACCGCGUGCAAUGGAUGAGCAGCGCGCUGCACAGCGCAAACGCCAGCAGCAGCUCAACGCCAUGCGAAAGAACCGGUACAAGCGGUGUGGCCUGUGCAACGGCAACCCGUGCGGCAAGAAGUGA